This is a messenger RNA of Acaulospora colombiana, 1442 nucleotides long. The record is from the annotation of a GenBank genome assembly. Lineage: Eukaryota; Fungi; Glomeromycota; Glomeromycetes; Diversisporales; Acaulosporaceae.
AUUAUGGUGCAAUUGUGAAUGAAAUGGGGUUAUACUACCUUCACUUUCUCCGGUCCAAAAGCAUGACAUCCUCGGGCUCCCCGAAUGACUCGCCCGGUCCAAUUGUUCCAAGGACCAGGUUGUUGAUCAAGGAUGUACCAGACAACCACGAUGACGAUGACGACAUUGCUUCGACUCCAAGGAGUAGUGUGAGGAUGGAAGAAGUCGAUUCGUUGGACGACGAAGCAGCCUCUAACUCAUCUAAUGUACCAACUCCCGCCCUGAAUUCGACACAGUCUACGACACCUCAGAUGAACACUACCACAACCGGGAAUGGGUCUGGGUAUCCAUUCCCGGAUGGGGUGAACAAUUUGCCCGGGGGAGCAUUCAUUCCACCCGGAGAUGCCCUGAGAAUGCUCCAGUGGCUCCAGCAGAAUCAAAUAUUCAUCCCUGGUUACCAUCCGAUGGAUCCGAACGCCAAUACAGGGACUCUCACAACCCUCCCCAACAAUGCAAACAUGUUCAACCCAUCUGCAUUAACUCAUGCAUUCAACAACGUUCACAUGAAUGGGCAAGACGUUUACGAUGCUCCUAGGAUGACCUCGGCCUCCAACAACGUAAAUCAGUCGCAAUGGACAAACCCGUACAGGCAAUCCACCGUCCCUUCUCAUCCAGCCAUGGAGUCAUCGAUUGCACCUACGUACCCUAACUCUAAUCAAUUUCUCAAUACCCUAUUGCCUUUGGCAUCCAUGGCAAACGAACCACCACCUCCUGUAAACAUGACAGAAGUGUCAAGGAAUUCGGAUAAGCUGGAUCAGUUAUCAAACAAUGUUCAAGCUAUGGAACAGGGCAUCGACUCACUCAUCGAAGGCAUAGGGCUUGACCCCCUCUCCGCUGCCUCACUAAGGGCUGAACAAGCCAAUGCGGCACUUCCCAAUAAUUCUGGCGUAGAUAUGCACGCUCCAUCUGCGAUAAAUUCGCAGAUGAAUGUCAAUUUGGGAGGUCAACCCCAAAUGGGAGCGGGAGACGGGGGCGACUUUACAUCCGGGAUGAGUGACUUUGACCUUGAUACAUUACUGAAACAACUGGGUGUAGCUGCAGCUGCCAGUACUCCUCCUGCCAUUCCAUUUACCGAUAACUUCCACCCCUCCACCGGCCUGGGCGACCCUUAUGACCCUAAUUUAUUUAAUGAGGUAAACGUCGGCUCAUAUGGGCCUGAACGUCCGAUUCAAGACUCAUCCUCGACUUUCCUCAAUGAAAAUGCGUCCACCUUGAUGCCAACCGAACCAUCCUCUGAACCCCAUUCGGCUUUCAACACAAUGGAAGAUGUUAGGAAUAUUCGCGACAGAGGGACGAAACGUAAAUCAGAAGCUGUCUCAGAUGAUGGUAUCAAUCCUACUGGGUCUUCGACAGUUCCUGGCGAUACCAAUUCUGGCACAACCACACCCAAAGCUCAGGUCAAG